Molecule: messenger RNA, 1191 nt
Organism: Mugil cephalus (flathead mullet)
Lineage: Eukaryota; Metazoa; Chordata; Actinopteri; Mugiliformes; Mugilidae
Gene: cryba1l1
Product: crystallin, beta A1, like 1
Exons: 6
Coding region: 91-717 (208 amino acids)
Biological process (GO): visual perception; lens development in camera-type eye
Molecular function (GO): structural constituent of eye lens
Source: RefSeq, a predicted model, not a curated record
CCAGGUUCUCUCAAAGCUCCACGCGAGGCAGGCGGUAGGCGCGUACCACACCCGAGCUCUUCCAAAAAAAGUGCCAAUCUAGGAGUAAAGAUGUACAGAACUACAAGGUCUCCAAUGAUGCAGCCACUGGUCAACUCAGGAAUGGGCAUGGCUCCUUUCUUCAAGGUGACUGUCUUCGAGCAGGAGCACUUCCAGGGAAAGUGCCUGGAGUUCACCUCCGAGUGCUGCAACAUCCAGGAGUGCGGCCUGGACAACAUCCGCUCCAUCAGGGUGGAGAGUGGAGCCUGGGUGGGCUUCGAGCACCACGACUUCCAGGGCCAGCAGUUCAUCCUGGAGAGGGGAGAGUACCCCCACUGGGACGCUUACAGCGGCAACAUCUCCUACCACGUGGAGCGCCUCAUGUCCCUGCGCCCCAUCUACUGCGCCUCCCACCAGAGCAGUCGCAUGAUCAUUUUCGAGAGGGAGAACUUCAUGGGCCGCAGCGUGGAGCUCUGUGACGACUACCCCUCCCUUCAGGGCAUGGGAUGGAUGAUGCCCGAGGUUGGCUCCAUGCACGUGCAGUGCGGCGCCUUCGUGUGCUACCAGUACCCCGGCUACAGGGGCCAGCAGUACAUCAUGGAGUGCGAGAGACACAGCGGAGACUACCAGCACUGGAGGAACUGGGGCUCCCACUGUCAGACCCCCCAGAUCCAGUCCAUCAGGCGCAUCCAGCACUGAGAGGAGGAGGAGAACAGGCUGAGACUGAGACCCCCGCCCCCUUCACCCACAACCCCUUCAUCCCUUUCUUUCUUGCUCUCUUCAAUCCUUUCCUUCCUCCUGACUUUAGCCGCCCCGACCUGACAACACCGCUACCCACCACUGAUCCACAGCCGCAGCCAGAGUGCGAUAAGAGACAAUAUCGCAUGGUUAAAGCACAGGGAAACUCGCGCUCCACACACGCACAUCCACAUAGCUGACACUCGCACCGUGUCUUUUUAUUUGAUCUAGAGGUCCCUUCGCACUCGCACACAAACGCGCAUCUGCACUGUGCUCUCACCUGAGCAGAGGGAGUCAGACGGAGGGGGAGGUGAAGCUCCAGCAGGGCGCCAUGUUCAGGAAAAACCUCUGUGUGGUGCAGCUCAGAUGUGUUUUGUUGUUGUGUGUAGGAGGCUGGUCCACAGGUUGAUAUCGAAUAAACUCAUUUUCACUUCA